This is a messenger RNA of Protomyces lactucae-debilis, 1209 nucleotides long. RefSeq names its product CDC91 cell division cycle 91-like protein. The transcript is spliced from 4 exons. The record is from RefSeq and is a predicted model, not a curated record. The coding region runs from base 1 to 1209 and encodes 402 amino acids. Gene Ontology annotation, cellular component: membrane; GPI-anchor transamidase complex. Lineage: Eukaryota; Fungi; Ascomycota; Taphrinomycetes; Taphrinales; Protomycetaceae. Gene Ontology annotation, biological process: protein localization to cell surface; attachment of GPI anchor to protein.
AUGCUGCUGGCUGUUGUCCUUCGCUUCUGUUUGCUUCAAUGGACAGCGUUGCCAGGUCUCCUAGCUGACCGAGUCGAGAUCUCCGCGCCGGUCGCCUCUUCCAAGCGACUCAAUGAGGGUCUAUUUUUGCAUGCAAACGGUAUCAAUCCCUAUGAUGGCGGUGUCUUCAAUCAGGCGCCCAUACUUUUAGCGAUGCUAUCAUUGUUUCGGCAAUUACCAGCAGCAAGACUGAUGGAGAACUUAUUUUACAGCAUCAGUGAUGUCUUGACAUCCUGGAUGGUCCUCCAAUUGGCUUCAUCCAACUACAUCAAGCAACAAACGCCUCCUGACUUGCAAGUCUCCCAGCAAGCAAUCAGCAUCAUCUCGGCUCUGAACCCGUUCUCAAUUUUGGUUUGUGUUGCAAAAUCGAGCGCCUUGUUCUCAAGCCUUGCCGUCAUGGCAGCGCUGACCCAGAUUGUGGAAGGGCAAGUUGGGAGUGGCGCUUUCCUCUUGGCGGUCGCAACUCAUCUCUCACUCUAUCCAUGUCUAUUGCUCCCGCCUCUUUUCCUACUGGUGAAGGACCUCUCAAGUCGCAAGAGCUCACCUUGGAAAUUCCUGACAGUCUUUGUAGGUAGCCUGAUGACCAUCCUGAUCUUCAGCUUCCUGUACACUGGGUCAUGGCGCUUUUUGACGGCAUCAAUGAGUAUGCUCUUCCUCUUUACUGAUCUGACGCCCAAUGUCGGUCUUUGGUGGUACUUCUUCACGGAAAUCUUUGAAGACUUUCGCAGAUUCUUCCUGGGUGUCUUCCAGCUGCACUUGGUCAUUUAUGUUGCGCCCAUGUGCAUCAAACUUAGACGAGACCCAUUAUUCGCUGCAGUAACGCUCUCUGGCAUCAUUGCCAUCUUCAAGCCAUACCCAUCGAUUGCAGACUCGGCUUUUUACAUGACGCUCCUCCCACUCUUCCCACAGAUAUACAAGCACACGCGCAACCUCUUCGUUAUUGCCGUUGCCCUUCUCUACUGCUGCAUCUUUGGCCCGGCCUUCCACUAUCUUUGGAUCUACCAAGGUUCCGGUAAUGCCAACUUUUUCUACGCCAUCACGCUUGUCUGGAAUCUGUCACAGGGACUCUUGUUGACAGACAUCGUUUUUGCUUGGCUCAGAGAAGAAUGGGAACAGCUCAACCCGCAACAUCGAGGUAAGCAGUGCGAAAUCACGCAAGUGGCCGAUUAG